CAAAUCAUGAUCAUGGCCUCGGCACUUAGGAUUUGGAUAUUUUUGCUCAGUCUUAUCCAUAUCUUAGGGUACCAUUUAGCCUCAGCUGGGUAUUACUGUUACUAUUCGGGAUACAGUGGAUACUAUUGUUAUUACUACUACUCCUCCUACAGUGACGUAGGGACCAUUGCGGGAGCUAUCAUCGGAGGGAUAAUUUUCACAGUCAUCGUUGUUGUCGUUGUAAUCAUCAUCUGCUGUAAGAAGAAGAAUAGACCAGGACAAGUCAUUCAUAAUACACCUGCAAUCAACACUGUGACCACAACUCAUUAUGGACAGCCAGGAUAUGGACAGCCACCUCCUAGCUACAACCAACCAAAUUUAGGAAUCAAUCAGUAUAAUCAGUAUCCACCGCCAAUUAGUGGUAACUCCGCCUACCCUCCGCCACCCCCACCUAAAUACUAA
Saccostrea cuccullata (small rock oyster) is the source of this 441-nucleotide messenger RNA. RefSeq lists its product as uncharacterized. Lineage: Eukaryota; Metazoa; Mollusca; Bivalvia; Ostreida; Ostreidae. The transcript is spliced from 3 exons. Bases 7 to 441 code for a protein of 144 amino acids. The record is from RefSeq and is a predicted model, not a curated record.